AUGGGUAGCCGCCGAUUUCCCACCGUCUCCUUCCUCUUCCUUUCCAUCGUCAUCUUCUUCCCUUCCUCCCUGCUCGGCCAGCAGCCAUACAUCGGCCUCCGCACCAACGACUGCUACAACCCCCACAACGCCUCCUCCGGAUUAGGGUACUUCUGCAACGGCGCCGCCGCCGCCUGCCCCGCCUUCCUCACCUUCCGGCCCGCGAACCAGUCCCUCGCCGCCGUCGCGGCCCUUCUGGGCGUCGAUCCCUCUCUCCUCGCACAGGCCAACUCCAUCUCCCUUGCAGCGACUUUCCCAUCGGGUUCGGUGGCGGUCGUCCCAGUGAACUGCUCCUGCUCUGGCGGGUACUGCCACCUUCAUCGCAGUUAUUGCCACCAUUACUGCUCGUAGGAAUCAUCUAAUCUCAAAGGAAAACUGGUUUUCCACAGGUAUUACCAGGCCGAAGCCUCCUACGUGGUCAGUACGGGAGACACCUAUUUAACCAUCGCCAACAACAUCUUCCAGGGCCUCUCUACCUGCCAGGCGCUGAUAAACCAGAACAGGAGCUCCUCCCAGGGGUACCUCAUCGCCGGAAGCAGCAUCCCCGUCCCCCUGAGGUGCGCCUGCCCGACUCCGAACCAGGCCUCUAAUGGCGUCAGGUAUCUCCUAAGUUACCUGUUGAAGGAGGGGGACGAGGUGAACAUAAGCAUUGCGUACGGAGUGACCAGGGAGGAGGCCCUCGCCGCCAAUGGGCUCUCCUUCCGGGACACCAUCUACCCCUUCACCACUCUUCUCCUCCCUCUGAAGAACGAGCCCCGCAUCUCUCAGGAGACCAUCCCGCCGCCCCCGCCGCCGCCGGAACCCUCCGCCGCCGCCGGCGGGAGCGGCUCCAACCGCACGAAAGUUUACGUGGGGGUUGGAGUUUCCAUCGGCACAGUCAUAAUCCUCUCACUUGGCGCCUUCUUUCUGAUCCACAAGAGGAAGGAGAAGAACAACAACAAAAAGGGAAGCAUCGUCACCGAGGACUCAACUGCGAAUCCACCAUCGGUGAUCCUCUCCUUGAUCCCCAACAUUUCCCUGAAAGUCUACGAGUUCCACCAACUGAACCAGGCAACGAAGGGCUUCUCCACCGAACGCCGGAUCGAGGGCUCCUCCGUCUACCGGGCGGAGCUGAGCGGCUCCCCCGCCGCCGUGAAGAGAAUGAACAGAGAUGUCUCCGGGGAGAUCAACAUCCUCAUGAAAAUCAACCACUUCAACAUCAUCUCCCUCUCCGGCUUCUGCUCCCACUUGGGCACCUGCUACCUCGUCUACGAGUACAUGGAGAACGGGUCUCUAAGGGACUGGAUCAUCCACAAGGACCGUUCCAAGGUCCUGUCAUGGAUUCAGAGGAUCAAGAUAGCUCUCGACGUGGCCAUUGGGCUCGACCAUCUCCACGGCUACACAGAGCCGCCAUGCGUCCACAAGGACGUGAAGAGCAGCAACAUCCUCUUGGACGGAGACUUCCGGGCCAAGGUGGCCAACUUCGGGCUCUUCAGGCCUGCGGCCGGCGGCGGCGAGUUCCCGCCGACGAGGCACAUCGUCGGCACCGUCGGCUACAUGGCGCCGGAGUACGCCGAGCACGGGGUCAUCUCCCCUUCGAUCGACGUUUACUCCUUUGGGGUGGUGAUGAUGGAGCUGGUCACCGGAAGGGACGCAGCGGCGGCGGCGCCAGGAGGAGAGGAGAGCUUCGCGGCGGCGCUGACCUCCUUCCUCGGAGGAGGAGGAGGAGAAACACCUGAGGAGAUGAGGAGCUUCGUGGAUCCCUCGCUGGAAGGGGAGCACCCGCCAGCUCAGGUCCUGGCCAUGGCCCGGCUGGUCAACACUUGCUUAGAGGACGACCCAGCACGUCGGCCCGACAUGGGGAAAGUGGCACGCGUUCUCUCCGUCAUCUUGACUGAGUCGUUGACUUGGGCGGCGGCUCGGCCAGAAAAUCCAUUGAAAAUAUAG
This is a messenger RNA of Spirodela intermedia, 1965 nucleotides long. Lineage: Eukaryota; Viridiplantae; Streptophyta; Magnoliopsida; Alismatales; Araceae. The record is from the annotation of a GenBank genome assembly.